Molecule: messenger RNA, 1579 nt
Organism: Anoplopoma fimbria (sablefish)
Lineage: Eukaryota; Metazoa; Chordata; Actinopteri; Perciformes; Anoplopomatidae
Gene: vrk1
Product: VRK serine/threonine kinase 1
Exons: 13
Coding region: 109-1401 (430 amino acids)
Biological process (GO): signal transduction; peptidyl-serine phosphorylation
Cellular component (GO): cytoplasm; nucleus
Molecular function (GO): protein serine/threonine kinase activity; ATP binding
Source: RefSeq, a predicted model, not a curated record
CCAAUAGAACAGCGACGCGUCGUGACGUCACUUCCUGAUCGGCAGUUUUGCGGGAAGUUCGUUCGUCACACGGCUCAGGACUUCACCUGCGACAGACCGCGAGCCAAGAUGCCUCCUAAAGCCAAGCCGGCGGGGAAGGGCAGAGCUCCGGCUAAGAGGAAGCUGGCGGAGGAGUUCCCCCCCGGGGAGGUGCUCACAGACACGGGGAAGAAGGCCUGGAAGCUGGGGGCUCCAAUCGGCCAGGGGGGCUUCGGUCUCAUAUAUCUGGCUGAUGAGAGUUCAGCUAAACCCGUGGGUGCUGACGCUCCUUAUGUCAUCAAAGUGGAGCCCAGUGACAACGGACCACUGUUCUCUGAGCUCAAGUUUUACAUGAGAGCUGCUAAGCCUGACCUGAUUCAGAGCUGGAUGAAGUCUCACAAGUUGAAAACUCUGGGCGUUCCUCGGUACUGGGGCUCAGGUCUGCAUGAGAGAGGAGGGAAAAGGUACAGGUUCAUGGUCAUCGACAGGCUCGGCACAGACCUGCAGAAGAAAUUUGAAGAAUGCGGAAGGAAGUUCCCCAGAAAACUGGUCCUGCAGCUCGGUCUUCGUCUGCUGGAAACUCUGGAGUACAUUCAUGAUCAUGAGUAUGUGCACGCUGACAUCAAGGCAUCCAACCUCAUGUUGAGCCACAGUGAUCCCAACCAGGUUUACUUGGUAGAUUAUGGGCUGGCCUAUAGGUAUGCACCGGAAAGUGUCAUAAAAGAGUAUAAGGAGGACCCCAAGAGAUGUCAUGACGGUACCAUCGAGUUCACAAGCAUCGACGCCCACAAAGGAGCAACUGCGUGUAGGCGGAGCGACCUGGAGAUCCUGUGCUACUGCAUGGUCCAGUGGCUGUGUGGACGGCUGCCCUGGGAGGACAAGCUGCAGGACCCCCUCUACGUCAGAGACUCCAAAAUCAGGAGCCAAGAAAAUAUCUCAGAAUUUAUGACCAAGUGUUUCUCAUCUCAAGACAAGCCAGCUGAGAUCCAGAGAUUCCUGGAGGAGGUUAAAUCUCUGGGGUACCAAGACAAGCCGCCGUACGAGAAGCUGCGCUCCAUUCUGCAGGCGGGACUGGAGGCCAUCAAGGCUAAAGAUGACGGCAAGCUGAUGUUCGCUCCUGUCAGUGGAGGCGUAUCAGAGCCCCCCAAGAAAGCCACCAAGAGAAAGAUGGUAGCAGAUGAGACUGAUGGAGCACUCGGCAAGAAAAAGAGAGUCACAGAGAAAAAAGAAGUGAAUGGAGUGAGGAAAAGUCCCCAAAAACCUGCGAGACCAAGAACGGCCCCCAGCACCAGGAAACUGAUUGUCCCUAAAUGCAGCCUGGUGGAGACGAAACCCAGACUAGCCACCAGAUCCAGAAGCAGACUCCAGAAAAGCAGCCCCUAAGGGUCCACCUCCACCUCCACACUCCUCCCCCAGCCCUCCUGACGUUCCUCUACUUCUUAAGUCUCCUUUUCACCUUUUAUAUGGUUUCUAUCUGUUACGCACUGCUACAUGUUGAUGUUUGAUUGUUUUUGCUGUGGUGAAGACGGAUCUAUUGUAAUAAAGAGGAAAUUAAAUUGUC